Messenger RNA from Moneuplotes crassus, 320 nucleotides. The record is from the annotation of a GenBank genome assembly. NCBI's taxonomy places the organism in Eukaryota, Ciliophora, Spirotrichea, Euplotida, Euplotidae.
AAAAAUUCUAUAAUUCAAGAUGCCUAUGGAAAACAUGGUGCAUAUGUUUGGUGGAACCAAAAAGAAGUCAACCCUUGUUGAUGAAUCUGUUAUUUUCUUCCCAAGGGAAGACGAUGGAUCACCCAGACAAGUCAUUUUAGACAAUUUCUGUAAAGGAGAAGUAUCGAAAUUUAGAGAAUGCAUGUCUGCUCAUGAUAAUGAUGAAAACAAGUGUCUUGAAAGCAAAGGAAUUUUAGAUAACUGUGCAGCUGAUGCUUUCUCAAAAGUCAAUACCGAUCCUAAGUGGGUCUUCUAAGUUGGAACAUGCAUUCUAUGGAAAC